Polistes canadensis is the source of this 595-nucleotide messenger RNA. RefSeq names its product zinc finger HIT domain-containing protein 3. The transcript is spliced from 2 exons. Gene Ontology annotation, molecular function: protein binding. The record is from RefSeq and is a predicted model, not a curated record. The coding region runs from base 139 to 543 and encodes 134 amino acids. NCBI's taxonomy places the organism in Eukaryota, Metazoa, Arthropoda, Insecta, Hymenoptera, Vespidae.
GCAUGCAUUGCGCAUGUCCAUCUGUUAACAGACAAAUUUUCGACUGAUUGCAGCUAUAGUAGCUUUGAUAGUAAUCUUUUUAAUAAAAAGAAUAAUUAAAUUCGUUUUUUUUGAUUACGUAUAUAAUAUUUUUGAAAAAUGAAUAAAAUUUGUUCUAUUUGUGAAAAGGAUUUGGCGAAGUACAAGUGUCCUACAUGCAGAACACUCUUCUGUUCUGUUACUUGCGGUAAAGAACAUAAAAAAGCUGAUUGCAAAACACCAUCGCCUACACCACCACCCCCAUCAUCAUUGCUAUCACCACCAUCACUGGAAAACAAAAGUAAAGAAGAUGCCGAAAAUGAAACCAUACCUUCGGAAAUAUUAGAAAAAUUGUCUCAGGAUCAAACAAUUAAAAACUGUUUAGAAAAUCCGCAGGUUCGUGAUAUCUUACAUUUUGUAGUGAACAACGAGGAUCCAAUGGAAGCUUUAGAUUUAGCUUUGACCGAAUCAAUUUUCGUAGAGCUUGCGGAUGCUUGUUUAAAAGUAGUAGAAAAGAAAGAAUGAGAAAAUAGUUGGACAUAUGUUACAGUUGUUAAAAAAUUUUGAUACUUUUCAU